Molecule: messenger RNA, 2139 nt
Organism: Phaedon cochleariae (mustard beetle)
Lineage: Eukaryota; Metazoa; Arthropoda; Insecta; Coleoptera; Chrysomelidae
Source: the annotation of a GenBank genome assembly
AUGAAUCUCAAAAUGCCUGCAAUGAAGGAUGCUAGUAUUGUUAAAAUUGCAGUCGAAAUGACUGAUCAAGUACCACAACUAAUAGAAUUCAACCAAAAACAACCUCUGGCAGGUAUCAUUCAGGAGCUCUGCAAUGGAUGGAAUCUCACAGAACCAGAACAAUAUGCCCUCCAGUUCAAUGAAAGCAACAAUAAUAAUUAUAUUACAGAAAAAAACAGGAAUGAAAUUAAAAAUGGAUCUGUAUUACGUUUGCAGUAUUCACCUUCAAAAACAGCUCAAGAUAUACUAAACAAACUCAAUACAGGUACUGCAGAAGAAAAAGUGAAUGCCAUGAGCAAACUGUCCACCUUGAGCGCUGACAUGACAUUCGCCCUUGACUUCAUCAAUAAGCAAGGUUUGACCCUCAUAGUAAAGCAAAUUGAAACUGGGAAAUGUAAAGGUACUGCCCUGGCUCACACUUUAUCUUCUUUCGUGGAACUGAUGGAGCACGGCAUCGUUUCCUGGGACAUUUUGAAUGGGGAAUUCAUGUCUAGAGUUGCGAGUUUCGUGAACACGUCACAAGAAGCCCAAGUCACCCAAGCAGCUCUGUCAAUUCUAGAGAAUGUGGUCCUCAACAGUUCUGAAGGUUAUGGACAGGUGGAGCGCGAAGUGCCCAUCGGGUCGCUGGUGGCGCACUUGCAGGCCCCGCCGGUGGUGCAGCAGAACGCCGUCGCGCUCAUCAACGCGCUGCUGUCGCGAGCGGACACGGCGAAGAGGCGGGCGUUGGCUGCCACCCUCACGUCCAAACAGGUGCGCACCGUCGUCCAGAACAACAUCCUGCAAACGGGGGCAGCCAAAGGAGCAGAAAUGGCGCAUCAGCUUUACGUGUUGCAAACGCUGAUGCUGGGCCUGCUGGAGCAGAGAAUGAUGACCAAGAUGGAUCCGCAGGAUCAAGACGGACAUGACAAAAUAAAAGAACUGAGACGAAUAGCUUUCGACAAUGAAGGCACCGGCAGCAUGAGAGGCCCAGGCGGCUUCACUAGAGAUUACAAAAAACUCGGUUUCAAGAACGACAUCAAUCCGGCGCUGGACUUCACGGAAACGCCCCCCGGACUUCUGGCUCUGGACUGCAUGAUUUAUUUCGCCAGAAACCACCCGGAGAACUACACGAAACUCGUUUUGGAGAACAGCUGUCGGGCCGAUGAGCACGAAUGUCCUUUCGGUAGGGCCAGCGUGGAAUUGGUCAGGAUUUUAUGUGAAAUACUGAAGAUAGGAGAACCUCCAUCCGAGCAAUGCGUCACCUACCAGUCGUUGUUCUUCACGCACGACCACCCGUUCGAGGAGUGCUUCUGCAUCUGCAUCGUGCUGCUCAACAAGACCUGGAAGGAAAUGCGCGCCACCGCCGAAGACUUCCAGAAGGUGGCCAGUGUCGUACAGGAGCAGAUCGUCAGGGCAUUGGAUACGACGCCCGUGACCUUGGACCAGCUGAAGAGCAAGCUGCACACGCUGACGUACGGCGAGAUCACGCAGCUGUGGCAGCUGGAGAGGAACACGCGGGAGGAGUGGGAGUCGCACGCGAAGCCGGUGGUCGAGCUGCGAGAGAUGAUCACGCCGGACGUGCUGGCGCUGAUCAGGCAGCAGCGGCUGGCUUUCCUCGUGGAAGGUACCCGAUUCACCAAGUAUUCCGCUCGAGGGCAACGCAUCAAAGACAAGUUCUGGUACAUGCGUCUGUCGCCCAACCACAAGGUGCUCCACUACGGAGACUGCGACGAGAAGAGUGCCCCUACUACCGAAGAGCUGCCCUCGAAACUGUCGGUCUCGGACAUCAGGGCGCUGCUCGUGGGUAGAGACUGCCCGCACAUGAAAGGACGGAAGGCCUGCCAUCAACUGGCCUUCUCUCUCGCCCUCGAAGGCCUCGACCUGCAAUCCCUGAAUUGCGUGGCGCCCGACGAAUUAGCCCUCGCCUACUGGACCGACGGCAUCAACGCUUUGCUGGGCCACCGGAUGCAGAGCAAGGAAACCGACAAGGAUCUGGACACGCUGCUCAGCAUGGAGAUCAAGCUGCGGCUGCUGGACGCCGAGGGGAUCAGCAUCCCGCAGGACCCGCCGCCAGUGCCGCCCGAUCCGCCCCACUAUCAUUUCUGCUACGAUUUGAAGUAG